Messenger RNA from Penicillium alfredii, 804 nucleotides. RefSeq names its product DUF218 domain protein. The transcript is spliced from 4 exons. The record is from RefSeq and is a predicted model, not a curated record. The coding region runs from base 1 to 804 and encodes 267 amino acids. Lineage: Eukaryota; Fungi; Ascomycota; Eurotiomycetes; Eurotiales; Aspergillaceae. Gene Ontology annotation, cellular component: cytoplasm.
AUGAGCCCUUUGAAUCAUCUCAUUCUGGUCUGCUGCCAUGCCAUCUACCUCGGAGGCCCUAGCCAUGGCGCCUCCGAAGACGAAUGGCUAAUCGAGCCAUUUCAGCAGGGGGAGACACCUACUUUCACCAGUCAUGCCAAGGCUGGGUUGAAGGCUUGGGCGGAGGAUUCGCGUGCACUGCUAGUGUUUUCGGGAGGUCCCACUAAGAGACCGAGAACACAGCUUGCUGAAGGGCAAUCUUACCUGAAUCUGGUCAAAGACAACUACUAUUUCCAAAACUCGUGCAAAAAGUCAAUUGACGAAUCAAGGAUUAUAGCAGAGUCCCAUGCCACAGACUCGUACCAAAAUGUCUUGUUUUCCCUACUGCAGUUUCGAUUACAUGCGGGCGUCUAUCCACGGCGAGUUACAGUCGUGACACACGAGUUCAAGCGGGCGCGGUUUAUGGAAUGUCACUUCCCUGCGGUGGGAUUACUUCCUUGGAAGGGGGCACAGGAUGCGGACCACAGCUCGGUUUCCGUUAUAGGGAUCAAUCCCCCUGAGACCAUCAGUCCACUAGAAGUUCUAAUCCAAGGCGAGUCGAAACGUGGGAUCGGGCUCUGGAGACGGGAUUUAUAUGGGGUUGGUGUGGAAUUGGCCGGCAAACGAAACCAACGUGGCUGGGACCCGGGAAUGAAGGACAUUUUUGUUGAUAAGGGACUGGAAGAGGUGGUGGAGCAGUUAGUUUGCUGGGAUGGAGGGCAGUGCAAUGCGUGGUUCUCGAGGAUGGAAGAACUGCCCUGGCAUUACAGAGCUCCAGUGGGAUGA